Didymodactylos carnosus is the source of this 1647-nucleotide messenger RNA. The record is from the annotation of a GenBank genome assembly. NCBI's taxonomy places the organism in Eukaryota, Metazoa, Rotifera, Eurotatoria, Philodinida, Philodinidae.
AUGCAACAAUAUAUAACCUCACCGUUAAUAUUACGAACAUCUUCGUCUACCACGUCCAUAUUUCAAGAUGAACAAUAUGAACAACAGUUACGGUCUCUUGCAUUAUCACCACGUCUCUAUCGUUAUUCUCAUGAACCAUUGAGUACAAAUUUAUUAAGACGGGAUAUUCCACCUAUUUUAAUCUUAUUAUUUUUUCUAUUUUUAAUUAUCAUUACAGUAUCACAACUUCUUGUUAUACACACUAGUCAAUAUGGUACAAAUUUUUAUACAAUGCAAACAAUGCAAGAAGAAUUAAAACAAAUGGAUGAAAGUAUGGAAAUGAUGUUGAAAGAUAAUGUAUUGCCUAUAGAUAAAUGGCGUCUAUUAUUUACUAUUGAAACUUAUAUCCAUCGUUUUCGUUUACUGUUUCAUUCUUAUUAUCGAAUGAUUGAAAAUGAUAAUUUCACUACAAAUUCCGCUAUGGACCAUCAAGAUUACCAUAACAAGUAUCUAUAUGAUACAAAAAUGAAUAGUUCAACCCAAGUUCGUGAAAGAGAUUCCGAUAUUUCAGGUUGGUGGUUGGAACCGGUUAUUAAUUCUUCAAAUAAAUCAAUUAAACAAAUACGCCAUCAAAAUAAAACCACAGAUUAUUUAUUAAAUCCAGUUGGUGCAAAUAGAAAAAUUCUUGCCAAUGUUAAACACAUCUAUGAACAACUGAAAGAACAUGUGAAUUAUCUUGAUAAUAACAACAAUAACAGAUCUGAUAAAAAACGAAAAAAUGAAACAGAUAAAAUCUGGAAUUCAUUGAAAAAGCGACGAACGAAAUAUAAACAACGAUUAUAUUGCAACGAAGAACCAAUUGAUUUAAAAGGUCGUGUAUUAGAUGAAAAUUCAACAUUAUCAAAUUUAACUUUAUACGAUAUUGAAAUGAAUUAUUCCAAUAUCCGAUCAGGUGGUAGUUGGGCACCGCGAAAUUUGAAUUUCUCUUUGGAGGUAGCUAUAAUCAUUCCGUAUCGUGAUCGUCUUGAACAUUUAACAAUCCUUUUAUAUUAUUUACAUCCAAUAUUACAACGACAAGAAUUAGAUUAUAAAAUAUAUGUUUCAGAACAGACUGGAAAUGAUACAUAUAAUAAAGGUGUUUUAAUGAAUGCUGCUUUUAUCUAUGCAUCAUCAGAAUAUGAUUUUCAAUGUUAUGUAUUUCAUGAUGUUGAUCUAAUACCUGAAGAUGAUAGAAAUAUGUAUUCAUGUCCUUUUUUUCCUAGACAUAUGUCCGUAGCUGUUAAUGAAAUGGAUUACAAAUUAACUUAUGAAGAAUUAGUAGGUGGUGUGUUAGCAUUAAAAUCGGAUCAUUUUCUUAUGGUAAACGGUUAUUCCAAUUUAUAUUGGGGAUGGGGAGCAGAAGAUGAUGAUUUGUAUUACAGAUUGAAAGAAGUAUCACUAAAAAUAAUUCGCCCACCGCCAUCAAUCGGACGUUAUAGAAUGUUACAACAUACAAAACGUACACCAUCUGUAUGGAAUAAACGUGCGAAAUUAUUAUUUUCAGCCGCUAAACGUUACUCGUGGGACGGUGUGUCAUCAGUAAAGUAUAAUUUAACAAAUGUAACCGCUUAUCCACUAUUUACUCAUAUACUAGUCGAUGCUGGAUCACCACCACCCGGCUUCCGUUAA